GAUUACUGUUCGGUUACUACCCGAGAGUGCCGCCGCUGUGCCGAAGACAUCCAGAGGUCGUCUGGUUGCUGGCGCGCUCUGGCGGGCACCCAUUGUUAAUUAUCUUCGUCAGUUAUUGUCGAGGUUAUGUCGUAAAAGGUAGAUUGUGUUGUUGUCUCUUGGUUCGUCCAAUCAAUGUAGUGCCGAGUGAAAGAUGGCCGAAGAGCUGCUGGUCACACUUAACAGAAAAGAAGACCUGGGCUUUGGAUUUUCGCUUUUGGGAAAACCCGGCCUGCCGCCGAUCAUUUACAACAUCCUGGAGGAUUCUCCAGCUGCAGAAAGUGGCGAGGUCGAAGUAGGCGACGUCAUAGUGAGAAUUAAUGAAACUGAUGUCAAUAAAUUUUCUACUAAAGAAGUUUUAAAAUGCCUACGACUAUCUUCAGACCCGGUCACCCUUCAAAUAAAACGAGAUCCGAAGAUAAAGGCAACGUUCCGGAAGCACCUAAUAAAUGCGGGUUUAGAAGGGAACGACAUGCCGGCGGUACGGAAUCGCAGGGGUUAUUCACGGCCUCGACCUGAACCGGCCGUGCACCAACCCUUCGCACGCACCAAUGGCACAUGCUCCGAAGAAGAGGAGCUCCUAUCGGAUCACUUCGAAGAGGAGGAACGACUCCAGUGGGAACCUCUUGCCAGCAACAAUGACUUCGUCAAGCCAAAGGUGGCCCCCAAGUUCGAAGCCUACAUGAUGACCGGAGAGCACAUCCUGAAUAUUUCGCGAAUCCCACAAAGCAGUUUUAUAACGAAACAACACAGAAAGAUGGAAGGUGUAAGGUAUCGUAAUUCCCACGGUCAUCAUAUACGCCACCAGCAGCAGCCGCAACAGCAGCACAACUCGGUACCAAACAGUCCCAAUGAAUCGGACCUGGGUCACAGGUCGCAUCAUUGCAAUUCAACUUCAAAUUCCGCCAACACCUCCCCCGUCAGUGCCAACAAACGUGAUUCGAACUCUUCGGCGGACGGCGAUCCCACGGCAAAGACCUCCAACAUGUUAGGUUUCAAUUCGAACACGUUCGUACGCACCAGCCGAUCAGAAGAUCAGUUGCAAGUGCAAAAAGACUCGAACGUGAACGCUGUCGACAUAGACUUCGAAGAUGACGUGACCAGUUCCCUCAACACGCUCCUGGACACCAGAUCCGAAGCCAGUUCGAACAGUAACUCUUCCAAUAAUGUGUGUUCUUCAACGAAAACGGAUCGAAUCGUUUGGACAUACAACGCGCCAGUUACAGCCACUUCCAUGGACCAUCACUACCACAAAACGUGCUGUCACACGUUAUCGAAUGGUAGCAAUUCCUCACACAGUAUUUCCUCGCCUUCUUCGCCAAGUCCUCUUCGUUCUGGCUCACCUCCUUCUCCUACUUCCGUUUCCUCGUCUGUAAUGUCGAGUAGAUCCGGUUCCUGUCGUCUGCCUUACACUUUGACCAACGGUCCCCAUCCUGACAGUGGUACCGGACAAUAUCAAAGGACUAAUGGAGAUUUCAGCAUCUCCGAAGCCAUUUCGAACAUCUCCAGUCCCGACUACCACGACGAUACCAGCAUAGGUAUCCGCGACUGUGUUAUGGAGAUCAGUGAUCAUAGUGACAGUGAUAGUACGCUACUUGUGUCGGAACCUCGUCAUAGCAGGCAUCGCACCAACAGUGGGGGUAACAGUGAAAGUGAACAUCGAAUCGUGAUUCAAGUGAAGGGGCCGGACAAAGAUGGGACCGGCUUUAAAGACAGGGGUAGGCAGGGUAGUAGGGAAUUCGACUACGCCGGUAGGAAUAGGAGUGAUUUUUACAGUGAACAGGCAUCUAGGGAUUUGAACGACCAAGAAUCAAGUAGGAAUGAAGACUCAGGGGAAGAUGGUGGAACGCUUAGAGAAUCGGGAAGAAAUACUUCUUCACCCCCAUCUUCGGAGGACGACAGUGAUAUCGAAAGCCUUCAUAGUUUUCACUAUUCUCCGAAAGCUGUUGAUUUGCCGUCAGCCAUUCGCCUUGCCAAGAGAUUAUAUUGUCUUGAUGGAUUCAAAAAGUCGGAUGUAUCAAGACACCUUAGUAAAAAUAAUGAAUUUAGUAGAGCCGUAGCGGAAGAAUAUUUAAAAUAUUUUAACUUCGAACAUGAUACAUUAGAUGUAGCGCUAAGAAAGUUCCUCAAACAAUUCUCUCUAACUGGUGAAACUCAAGAAAGGGAAAGAGUAUUGGUACACUUUUCUAAGAGGUAUUUGGAUUGUAAUCCAGGGUGUUUUAACUCACAAGACGCUGUACACACACUGACAUGUGCAAUUAUGUUGCUUAAUACGGACAUUCACGGACAGAACAUGAAUAGGAAAAUGACUUGUAAUGAGUUCAUCGAAAAUUUAGCUGGUCUUAAUGAAUGUGACAACUUUCCGAGAGAAGUUCUCAAGCAACUUUAUUAUGCAAUUAAAAACUUUCCGCUGGAAUGGGCGUUGGACGAUGAUAUUGAAGAAAAUGCAUCACAAGUACAAAAUAAGCCUCUUGAAGGUGGAAUUGGUAAUAAUCCUUUCUUGGACGUUCCUAACACUGCUAAUGCUGUCGAGUACAAAAAAGGCUAUGUAAUGAGAAAAUGCUGUUACGAUAGUAAUGCCAAAAGAACUCCAUUUCACAAGCGAAGUUGGAAGAUGUUCUACUGUACCGUUCGAGAUCUCGUCCUCUACUUACACAAAGACGAGAAUGGUUUUCGAAAAAGUCAGAUGAGCGACAAUUUGCACAACGCCAUCCGAAUACAUCACGCCCUAGCCACCAAAGCAACAGAUUAUACCAAAAAGCAGUUCGUCUUCAGGUUACAGACUGCAGAUCAAGCUGAAUACUUGUUCCAAACUAGUGAUUCGAAGGAACUGCAGUCGUGGAUAGAGACGAUCAAUUUCGUAUGUGCAAGUCUGUCUGCACAGCCUCUGGAAGCGGCCGUUGGUUCCCAGAAGAAGUUCCAAAGACCGUUACUACCAUGCAGUCGCACAAAAUUGAACCUGCGUGAGCAGUUGCAUGAUCAUGAGGAGAGAGUUAUUAGACUGGAAUUAGAAUUGGAGGAACACAGGAAGAUGGCACCAGAAAAAGGGUCAAAGUCAUUGGUGAUACAAAAUUAUAAGGAAAAAGAGAAUUAUUUGUUGUAUGAGUUAAAGAGAUACAAAACGUACGUGAACACCCUGCAGUGUCGCCUGAUUCAGCAUCCGGAAAUAGGUGUUAGUUUGGCAGAAAACAGUAUUGGGGAGAUGGACGAGGCUGGCGGUGUGGCGCUGAUCGAGAGUCCCCCCGAAGGCAUCGUGCCUCCCCCCAUUCCCGAUCGACGUUCUCCAGUCACGAAUAGGUACAGUUACAGACAAGCUAUUUACAGUCGAAGUAUUCCAAACGGUGAUGCCGAAAUAGGCUGACGGGUUAUGGGGUUGUUUUCAGCAUGCGUGCUUUAAAGUAAUAUAAAAUUAAAUUAAAAUUAAACUAAAAAGUAAAAAUUACCUACGUACAUACAUACAUAUAUAUGAUGAGAGGGUUUUUGGAUUAUUUGUAAAAACAGACACACGAAGAGGCAAUUAAAAGUAUAUUUUGAUAUCGGGUUGGACGUUGCGGAUCGAUUUUUUUGAAAUACGAAAUAUAAAAAUAAAUUAAUAUAAUAAUUAAGUAACGCGAAAAUAAUUGUG
This is a messenger RNA of Agrilus planipennis (emerald ash borer), 3664 nucleotides long. RefSeq names its product exchange factor for Arf-6 (gene Efa6). Gene Ontology annotation, biological process: regulation of ARF protein signal transduction. Gene Ontology annotation, molecular function: guanyl-nucleotide exchange factor activity; protein binding; phospholipid binding. The record is from RefSeq and is a predicted model, not a curated record. The transcript has 13 exons. The coding region runs from base 194 to 3400 and encodes 1068 amino acids. NCBI's taxonomy places the organism in Eukaryota, Metazoa, Arthropoda, Insecta, Coleoptera, Buprestidae.